UUGGUUCUGCACGUGGGAAGCGCUGACCAGCAGGAGGUUGGGUAUGCAGAAGGAAUUGGGUGUGCUGUGAGGGUGGUCGUCUUCACGUGAUAAGGGGUUUGUGCAGACAGAACUGAUCAUCGUGCUGUCCGAGUUCGCCACGUUGUGAUCGGCUCUGCACGUGCGAUUGUGAUCGUGCAAUCCAAAUCGUGGAUCAAGGCUUCUGUGGCGACAUUCGUCUUUCCUUUUUUUCCAGUUUGUUUUUUCCAAAAGGGGACGUGACGCAGGAGUGCAGAUGACGAUCGACGACUUGGAAUGCGUUUUCUCCCUCUCUCUCUCUUUCUCCCUCUCUCUCCCUUUCUCCUUCUCUUGAAAGCCAGGAGGACUUUGGAUGGAUGGUUUUAUAUGUCCUUCGGUAAUUGGGGGGUAAUUGGGGGGGUAAUUGGGGGGUAAUUGAGGGGUAAUGGUUGAGAUGAGGGAGCCGUUGCUGAUGGAGGACGGGAUCCGAGGAAAACCUCCAAGUGGAAGUCCCUUGCUGCUGAGGACUCAGUCACCACCACCACCUCCUCCUCCUCCUCCUCCUCCUCCUUCUCCUUCUCCUGCUGCUGCUGCUGCUGCUGCUGCUGCUGCUGCUGCUGCUCCUUCUGGCCCUGCCGCUCCUUUGAAAAAUGACAAUUCUACUGCCGUCGAAUUGCACAACGGAUCAUCUUUUCCAUCACUCCUUGCGUUAUCUCCCAAGAAGAGGGCAGAGACAGUUCUUUCGGAAAUGAACGAUCUCACGCAGACGGUGGUGAACCUGAUCAGGACGUCUGGGCUUGGCCUGCAGCCAUCCGUUGGCUCUCCCAAGGGUGGAAAUUUCGGCACCAAGGUUACUGGGGAUGAUUCAGCGGCGAGAGGGGGGGAGGGGGACACAUCCCUCCCCCAAAAGAGAGGAGCUGGCGAGCUGUCAGACCUUGGUUCAGGUCUGGACCAAGGUUCCCACUUGGUCCCAAGAACCAAGGACAUCCUUCAGAAAAUGACCUCCUAUCAAGACUUGCUCGCAUCCACUCUGCAGGAGCUGGCAGAUGUGGAUGAGCCGUCGGAGGAGUGUUCCAAAGCCUUGAGUUCUCAAGCUGUACAGAAUCUCUCUGCUCUGAGGGACUUUGGACUUCUUCUGCGAGGAGUGGAGAGGGUCUUGGAAUCUACCCUGGAGGAGUUUGCGGCCUACAAGCGACCGAGUUUGAAGAGGCGGGGAGUCGAAUCGUCACAGGAGGACGCAAGGAUGGUGGUUGAAGGCCCGUCGAAGCAGGACCUGAUCGAUGUUCAGGACCUGAUCGCAUAUGCGCACAAAAUCAGUUACUCGACAUUUGCUCCACCAGAGUUCGCAAGUGGGCAGGCUCCUCUGCGGGGGUUUCAGCCACCUGCGCCGCAGGACGAACAUUUGCGGGCCUCACAACUUUAUCUUGUCAAAGAUGUGGACCUAGGAAUACCCCCGGAACCAAUUCUGAAGGACGAGGACGAGGACGAGGAGGAGGAGGAGGAGGAGGAAGAAGAGGAGGAGGAAGAGGACGAGGACGAUAUGGAAGGGGAGGAAGAGGCGGCUGCAGGGAAGCUUGUGACUCCUCUGGGUGCAGAAAAACCACCCCCGGAUAUAUUGCCCAACAUCCCGCCCAUCUUGCCACCAGGAAUUGGACCUGUUGUCCCGCCACCCGGCUGGCGGCCAGGCAUGCCUGUCGAACUCCCGAAAGACCUUUUGUCGGGCUUACCUGGACUACCAGGGUUACCAGGACUACCAGGACUACCAGGACUACCAGGGCUACCAGGGCUACCAGGGCUACCACCAGGUCUGGAGCUGCCACCCAUGCCACCUGGCUGGAAGCCCGGAGACCCAGUACCGAUCGAUCUGCCGGCCCCGCUUCCACCUGUUGUUCCCUCGGAGGUAGCGGUCACUGUGCCACGCCCGGCAGUGGCGAAGGAACCAGUUGCCACCGCUGCUCCCACACCGUCGACUGCUACACCAACCACGACACGACCUGCUUCAAGACUCACGCCUCCAACCGCUGCUCCAUCCUCAACAGCACCCCAGCAGCUGCAUCCACCAACUGCAACACCAGCAGCUCCACCGCCUCCUGUACUGCAGCCGCGCCCGCCAACGGCAACAGCAGCAGCUCAACUGCCACCUGCUCCACCAGCAAUGCCCACAACAGAGGCAGGGGUCACACAUGUUCCAUGGGUGGAGAUCGAUCUCAAUCCGGAAUUGUCAAAUUCAGCUUCGUCAGAGCCUUACAGCGAUGAGUUUGAGGAUGACGAUGAUGAUGACGAUUAAGAAGACUGCUUGCAAUGCAAGUAGC
Molecule: messenger RNA, 2309 nt
Organism: Chara braunii
Lineage: Eukaryota; Viridiplantae; Streptophyta; Charophyceae; Charales; Characeae
Source: the annotation of a GenBank genome assembly